This is a messenger RNA of Pyricularia pennisetigena, 2745 nucleotides long. RefSeq lists its product as uncharacterized. Gene Ontology annotation, molecular function: carbohydrate binding; peptide-N4-(N-acetyl-beta-glucosaminyl)asparagine amidase activity. Lineage: Eukaryota; Fungi; Ascomycota; Sordariomycetes; Magnaporthales; Pyriculariaceae. Gene Ontology annotation, biological process: glycoprotein catabolic process; protein quality control for misfolded or incompletely synthesized proteins; protein deglycosylation. The coding region runs from base 1 to 2745 and encodes 914 amino acids. The transcript is spliced from 3 exons. Gene Ontology annotation, cellular component: cytosol; nucleus. The record is from RefSeq and is a predicted model, not a curated record.
AUGAGAGAGCUACCGUCACAAUGGCGUUGCCUCAGUUUUACGCACAUUGUCUUCCUGGGCUUCUUCAUGGCUCUCUUACAUCUUUUCUUGCUCUUGUCGAGUUUGGUGAGCUUAGCCCAACAAGCCGAGCUUGCCGACUAUGUCUUCACAAGUACCGGUUCCGAAGGCGGAGGGAACACAUUCCCUGGCGUGUCAGAGCCCUUCGGUAUGGUGAAGCUCGGCCCUGAUGUAUUCCAGGACAGGGUUGAUAGCUACUCGGGCUACUUGGCCAAUGGCAAAAUCAAGGCAUUCAGCAUGCUUCACCUCAGUGGCACCGGCGGAGCUCCCAAGUACGGUGUCGUGGCUCAGAUGCCAGUAGUAGGAAAUGUUGCCAACCCCCUCGACGACUACAUGGCAGCACGAGAUGCGCCCGACAUGACAGAGAUCGGCUACUACAAGUCACGCCUAGCGACUGGGAUCACGGUGGAGCUGGCAGCCUCUUCUAGGGCUGGCAUGCUUCAGUACACUUUUCCUUCUUCCGGUCCGACCCCCCGAAAUGUCAUCGUCGACGUCUCGCACGUUCUUCCCUCGUACAGGGGCAUGGGACUAGGCCAGAGGUAUCUCGGGGGCAGCAUCAGCGUGGAUAGAGACGACUCGGGAAGGGUGAAAUAUAGGGGAUCCGGCUCCUACGACAACGGAUGGAAUCGAGCUCCCAAAUGGACCGUCUAUUUCUGCGGCACUUUCAACUCUUCUGCUACCUUCAAGACGUUUCUAGGCACCAACUCUACCGGCAACACAUUGUCCAACUUGUCGAGUGACAACAAGGUUGAAUCGCUCAACCGCCUGGGAGCCGUCUUCACCUUUGACGCCGUCAACGUGGUAUCGCGCGUGGGCGUUUCGUUCAUUUCAGAGGACCAAGCAUGCACAAACUUGGAUCAGCAGAUCCCCGAAAGCAUGUCGAUCUUGCAACUGCGACAGAAAACAAGGGACAUUUGGAACACUGAUGUCCUCUCUAGAGUGACUUCCAACGACAAAAACACCACCAAGUUGCAGCAUCUAUACACCUCCAUGUACUUCAUGCAUCUGAUGCCAAUCAACAAAACCGGAGAAAACCCAGAAUGGAAAUCGACCGAACCAUACUACGAUGAUAUAUUUACCCUUUGGGAUCUGUUUCGCUGCACCACCGCUCUUCUCCAUGUCUUUCAGCCCAAAGUUUACGAGGAAUUCAUUCGAUCUUUGAUUGACACCUGGCGCCACGAGGGUUACUUGCCCGAUGCUCGGUCUUCUUUUUUCAAUGGUGCGAUACAGGGCGGAACCAACGCGGACACGGUUCUCGCCGACGCUUAUGUUAAGGGCGUCCGUGGCCAAAUUAACUGGGAAGAUGGGUUUGCCGCCAUGGUCAAAGACGCCGAGGUUGUUCCGGCGUUGAACGACGACCCUCGUGACAAGACAGGUUCAACCAAGGAAGGAAGAGGAGCGUUACUCGAUUGGAAAGAGCGCGGAUUUCUCUCUACCAAGUUCAAGAGAUCUGUGAGCCGCGCGGUAGAGUAUUCCCAGAAUGAUUUUGGCCUUUCACAGGUCGCCAAGGGCUUGGGAAAGUCGGCAGAGGCUGAAAAGUACAUGAAGCGAUCGCGACAAUGGAGGAAUCAUUGGAAUAAGGACAUGAACGCACUUGGGUUCUCUGGUUUCCUUGGACCACGGGGUGAAGAUGGGCACUUUCAGGAGCAGGACCCCUUGAGUUGUCGCGGCUGCUAUUGGGGUGACGAUUACUAUGAAGCAUUGCCAUGGGAGUAUACUUUUGGGCCUCACCAUGACAUGAACACAUUGAUUGACUACUCAGGGGGUCCCCGGAGAUUUGCAAGCCGUCUUCAGAUGACUUUCGAGCCCAACGUCGUUCCCAGGGGCCACGAGAGAUUUAACAAGAUGAUCUUCGACCCCGGCAAUGAGCCAAGCUUCACAACCCCCUAUCUUUACAACUUCGUGGGCCGUCAGGAUCUGACAGUCAACACCACACGCCACAUCGGAAAGACUUAUUAUGGCGUUCGGCCUAACGGCUUGCCGGGCAACAGUGAUGCCGGCGCCAUGGAGUCGUGGAUUCUUUGGGUUAUGCUGGGUCUUUACCCCAUGACAGGUCAGACCACUUUUCUCAUCGGCUCACCCUGGCUUGACGAUAUCACAAUUUCAUUGGGUGACGGAAAGUCCCUUCAAAUCACUUCCACGGGCGGCUCUGAGUCCUCGUUCUACGUUCAAAGUCUCAGAGUCAACGGGAAGAACUGGACGAAGACUUGGGUUACCUGGGACGACAUAUUUGCUAAGGGCGGAAAGCUCGAGUUCACCCUUGGCCCAGAGCCAUCCAACUUUGGUGCCUCCGGCUCCGAGAACCCACCGCCUCCUAGCCCAGCGAGCGAGUCCAAAUCGGGAGAAACUUACAUGGGUGACUUGGGUGGCUACUCUCCCAAUAUGAAUGACGGCCGUCCGUCGUGGCUUAUUCCUGUGGCUGUCACGGUUCCUGUGGUCGUCGUGGCGGCACUCGCCAUCUGUGUUGCUUUCUUCUUCAUCCGCAGGCGUCGUGCAGCCGCCACGCAGAAGGCGUUGUUCUCCGGCUCGGGCACUCCCGAGUCCGGAGCCGGAUCUCUCACACCAACGAAUCAAGCAGUUGAUGCUUCCAAGAAGAACAUACAGGUCGAGGUUGUGAAGGUGUCGCCGCUAGACUCAACUCACAGUGACAAUCUAGACCAGCUACCUCCACCUGUCGUCAACAGGUGA